GGAGCCUACUUCCGGCUCGGCUGUUUGUUUGUGUCCGGAAGGGCCUUCCAGGGCUGAAGUGGAGCGUUGAGCGCUGCCUCCCAGAUCCACCAUACAAUGGUUCAUAGAUAAAAGUAGUCAAAUCUUUGACGUAGAGGCUAUUGAGCUGUGAAAAUGAACCCAAAUACUCCUUUCAGUGGACAGCAACCUGGAGGUUUCCAACUGCCACCUCAGCCUGCAACUGGAAUGUUUCCUGCUCAGCCAUCAUUCCAGUUUGGUCAACCACCUAUUUUUGGGAAAAACACAGGUAGUGGAGUAUUGCUGAAGAAUCCUGGAUUUACUCACCUACCUGAUUUUACAGUAACAACAGGAGUUCGUAGUUCUUUGGGUUUGGGGCAGACUCCUGGAUUUGCACAGUCUUAUACUGCUGCACAGACCACGUCCUUUGUGACUUCUGCCCCAACUUACUCUUCUGUUCCUAGCAAGCAAGCAUUCAGUUUUAAACCACCUACAGCUCUUGGGCCUUCUCACACUCCUCCUAACUUUGGAGCUACAUCUACAGAAACUUCAGGCAGUGGUUUUGUGGGCCCAGAUUUCAGCUUCAAAACCCCGGAGAAUGCAGUAUUCAAACCUAUUUUUGGAACUGGUUCAGGACAAGAAAAAUUGGCAAACACAGGAAACCAACCUUCUUUCACAUUUUCCUCUCCAAGUACUAGUGGAUCUGGAAGACUAGCUCCCUUUGCCAUCUCUCAAGCAGGCAGCAGCGCAGCCAGUACAAGCUAUAGUUUUUCAAAACCACUAAGCAGCAAUACUUCAGCAUCUUCAUUCGGUGUUGCUUUACCAAGCAAGACUACAGAGGAUGACAAAAAAAGACCUGCAGUAUUCUUUGCAAGCCCUAGUAGUAGUUUUACCUCCUUUUCAAACUCCUCUACUGGGUCUCUAGUGGAUCCUUUCCAAAUGAAUAAAUCAGCCAAGCUGCAGCAUGAAGAAAUUGUUGCACCAAGUGAGCCACAUUCUCUCUUUGGAAAGGGAACAAAGCGGAAAGAAGAGCAAGAACCUUUUCCAAGACGACAUGAAUAUGAUGGUGUGGAUGAGCCAGAACUUCUAUCAAAAAGUGACCAUUCUCCCAAUAAGCGACCUGUCAGGCUGAAUCGACCUAUACGAGGUUUGUUUGACAGAACAUUGCUAGAUGUAUUGAAAAGCAAUAAGAAAGAGUCAAAAAUGGAGAAAGUUCCUGCAGAAUCUGGAGAAAUGGAGCAAGCAGGUGCAGUAGGGGAAAGCCAGACUGGUUUCGCCAUGGCUAGAGCAGUAGUAGCAACACCAAGAAAGGAAGAAAGUAAGGUCAAAUUCAAGGAGGGUACUGCUAGCCCAAAUCCUUUGCGUAGAAAUCGGAACAGUGGAAGUACAGAGAGCCUUGGAGGACUGCCUCCAAAUGAACUGAUAACCUUCCAGUGCAAAAAUAUUCCUGACUUUCUAAAUGACAGAACCGUUCUUGAGAAACACUUCAAGAAGUUUAUUGAUGUCCAACGUGUCCGUACCAUCCGAAAUAAAAAGCUGGCUAUUGUAUACUGCUAUGAUCAUGCAUCUGCUCUUUUAGCCAGAAAGAAGGCAAAAGACCUACACAAAGACAUAGUGACAUUUUGGCAUAAGAAAAAAACAAGUCCUAAUAAGAAAGAUUAUCCCUCCACGGAAGAGACGGCAAAUGAAAGCAGUGGGAGACGUAGCAGUGACCAGUUGAGUCAUCAGGUUUCUAUCCGUGGCAAAGCCUUGCUCCGUUCUGCUGGUAGCGGAAACCUGUCAACUAAGAGUUCUCCAGUUAAGAAACCUGGCCUUAAAAAGGCUCUGCAAUUUGAGGCGUAUGCCUUUGAUUCUAUACCUGAAGUACACAGCUCCGAGAAUGUGGAGGUAUCUCCAGCGUCCUCCAGCAGCCUUAUCGGCAUGGUGGCAGAGACCUCUGAAGAUAAAUACCGUCUUCUAGACCAGAGAGAUAAAAUCAUGCGGCAAGCCCGAGUAAAACAAAUAGACCUUGGGAAAGCGAAAACCUUUGUUGGCACAUGUCCAGACAUGUGUCCAGAGAAAGAGCGUUAUAUGAGAGAAACAAGGAACCAGCUUAGUUUCUUUGAAGUGAUUCCAGGAACUGACAAGGUUGAUCAUGCUGCAGCAGUAAAGGAAUACAGCAGGUCCUCAGCAGACCAGGAGGAGCCUUUGCCACAUGAACUGAGGCCUUCUGAGGUGUUGAGUAUGACCAUGGAUUACUUAGUAACUCAAAUCAUGGACAAAGGAGAAGGAAACUAUCGGGAAUGGUAUGAUUUUGUGUGGAACAGAACCCGUGGCAUAAGAAAGGAUAUAACCCAGCAACAUCUCUGCUGUCCUCUGACAGUUUCCUUGAUUGAGAAAUGUACCCGUUUUCACAUCCACUGUUCUCAUCACUUAUGCGAAGAGCCUAUGUCGUCUUUUGAUGCAAAGAUCAACAAUGAAAACAUGACCAAAUGUCUUCAAAGCCUGAAGGAAAUGUACCAGGACCUUGCCAAUAAGGGCAUUUACUGCAAGAGUGAAGCAGAAUUCAGAGGGUAUAAUGUCCUCCUGAACCUCAACAAUGGGGAUAUUCUAAGAGAAGUGCAACAGUUUCGUCCUGAAGUCCGCAACUCUGCUGAAGUUAGAUUUGCGGUUCAAACCUUUGCUGCGUUAAAUAGCAAUAAUUUCGUCAGGUUUUUCAAACUUGUCCAGAAAGCAUCUUACCUGAAUGCUUGCUUGUUGCAUUGCUACUUCAGUCAGAUUCGCAGAGAUGCUCUAAAGUCUCUCAAUGUGGCUUAUACUGUGAGCACUCAGAGAGCUACUAUUUUCCCACUGGAUAAUGUGGUCCGCAUGUUACUGUUCAGGCAUUUUGAAGAUGCAAUUGAUUUCAUAAGUUAUUAUGGCUUGAGUGUGUCUGAUGGUUUUGUCGAGUUGAAUCGGUCUGCAUUUUUGGAGCCAGAAAGCUUGCCCAAGCCAAAGAAAUCAGUGUUUGUUGGGCAGAAGCUGACUGUGUCGAUUGGGGAAAUAGUCAAUGGAGGGCCUCUACAACCCAUAAUUCGCCAUGUCCCUGUGUGUAGCUUUAAUGCACAGAACAGAUACACAGGGGAGAAUGCUGGAGUUGAUCCAACCACCAGUAAUCAGAAGGUCAAUGUGGAUGUUACAGAACCAAGAGUGGAAGUUAGUACUAUGGACUCUGAAGUGGUUCAUGCUCUGCCUUCAUCUUUACUCCCACCAGCACCAUUGCCUUCCACUAUGGGAUCUUCCUUUCAGCCUCUUACACAGCCUUUACCUCCACCACCAAAACCUCAGCCUGUUUACAGUGAUAUGGACAUUGCGGAGGUGGUUGAAGAUCUUGUGCAUGAAGUCUUGGAGGCGGAAUCCAGAGAGAUCAGCAAUGCAGGAGCAGCCUAUGUCAAGUCAGCAAUAGGAAUUUCCAGUGUUGCUACAGAUGAACUCAUGUCAGAGGUUAUGCUGGAGAUGUCGAGUGAAACUGCAUCUAUUGUAUUAAAUGCAGAAAGAGAGAGAUUUGAAGAUGAAAAGCGUCAGGCUGAAGAAGAAAGGCAGAGGCAGGAAAAGGAACGGUUCAUAAAAACAUUGAGUGAGUCAAUGGGUGCGAACUUGACUGACGAUGUCAUAAAAGAAAUGAUGCAGGAGAUUUCAACUAUGGAGUUAAAGUGUGCUAAAGAGAAGGACCAGAAAGCACGCAUUGCUCGGUGCUCCAAGGAAGUUUGUGCUGAAAUAAUGGGCACAUUUCUGGAAGAUGAGAUCUUCCAGAGUGCUAAGGAAACCCUGCAGGAACUCCAGUGCUUCUGCAAAUACUUGCAAAGAUGGCGGGAUGCUGUUGUAGCUCGUAAGAAACUGAAGCGUCAGAUGAGAGCAUUCCCAGCAGCCCCAUGUUACAUGGAUCCAAAAGAUGCGUUGAAAGCGCUGUCGCCCAGUGCAGAAUGCCCAAUUACCAGAGAGCACCUGGCUAAAAGGAUUGUAAAUUUGGGACAUGCAGGAAACCUUGGUACCUCCUAUCUCCGGCUUGGAUGGCUCCGGAACAAUACAGUCCAUCAAAUGAAAGUACAGCAUUUUUACCAGCAGUUGUUACGGGAUGCAGUGUGGACUCCACUGGAUCUGCCAACCUUGGUUGCUGAAAACAUUCCAGUGCAACAAGAAAAGGUCUUCUGGAAAGCACUUUUGGUGUUGCCAAGCUAUGAGGAAUAUCCAGCUAAGGAUCCCAGCAGAAUUUUAGCAGAUUGGUUGAAAGCUAAAUUUGGAAUUGAUAAAAAUUUGGAGGAAACAUCGGUGGAAAACGAUGGAAUUAAAACAAUUGCACUACAUACCUCUCUUUGUACUCAAAGGGAUCGGGAUAUCUAUGUCAGUGUGUGUAUUAAGACAACCCAUGGGACACUCAGUACCUCCGAGGUUGAAGACCCAGGGAUCCAGAAAAAGCUUCUUGGAACGAGUGGGCUUAUUCUGUUGCUCUCUCCUCGAGUGAGAAGUGAUGAUGUGGCAGAGGAAGACAUUUAUUGGCUUUCAGCCUUACUUCAGCUGAAACGACUACUUCAAGCAAAACCUUACCAGCCAAUAGUACCUCUGGUGGUUCUUGUCCCAAGUCGUGGAGAUGAGGCUGCAGAGAAAGAAGUAGAGGAAGGGUUGAUGCUGCCAGAUUUGAUUUCGGCUAACCUUAUUUCAGGCUACAAGGUUGUUGAAAUACCAGAUUCUGUGAGUGACUUACAAGGCACCAGAAAGCUCUCUGAAGCAGUGCAGUGGCUGGUUGCUCAGUACCCAUGCUCCAUCAACCUUUGCUGUCAGACGCUCAGGCAGUAUGUGGAAGAUGGCCUGGACCUUCUGUUCAGUCAGCAGUUCUAUCCAGACAUGAAGGAAAGAUACAUAGCAGGCUUGUGUGCCCAGGACCCCAGUGCUAUAAUAGAUCUGUACAACAAUGCAGUGCAGUUCUUAGCGGAGGUUGUCUCUUCAGAAGAUCUCUGUGACUUCUCCUGGCCUGUGAUUGAAUUUGCAGAACCUGGGGGUAGCAAGCUGCUCCCACAUCUCCAGUGGAACAUGCCCAAACACUUGGCUUGGCUGAGAAAAGCUGUGCUGUCCUUCCAGAUCCCCCACAUGGAUCUUCCUCCUUCAGGCGCUCCGUGGCACCUUGUUUGUGCUAUGAUCUUCCAAUAUGUAUCCCAGACUGCUAGUUCUCCUCAGACUCAGGAAAUCCUUCAGUCUCAAAUGGAGAAUUUGCUGAGCAGGACUUACCUCAAAUGGGAAAAAACGUCUGUACAGUCCAGCGACGAUGGUCCUUCUGUGGAGGAGAUUCCUUGGGACAGUAUGCUGGUACUUUGCAUUAACCAUAAACUGAGAGACUGGAAACCCCCUUGCCUGCCAGUUGCACCAGAAGCAGUGAAUGAAGAUGGUCAGAUACAAGUAUAUUUCUUUAAGGAACACUUGGAAAGAUUCAGUUCUCCUUUUUCAUGGGAAGAAGCAAGAUUAAAAACACAGAAAAUGAGCCAGCAAAGUCAGGGAAGGUCCAAAAUAAAGACAUCGUCUUUUGCAAAGCUGCAUUCACCGUCAUUGUCUCCAGCUGAAUGUUGGGCCAGCGAAGGAAAGACAAGGAAUGCAGAUCUGACUAUUCCUAGUGGAGCAGACCUAACAGUGGCUGUUUCAGAAAUAGAUGCUCUUCCUGAGUGCCUUUCCAUCAAGCUGCAGCAGGAGAAAGCAGAGAGCAGAAGGUUUGAGGAGCAACUGCAGCAAUUGCUAGUUGAAGACUCUGAGAUAUUUCAGGAUUCCCCUUCUCUUCCUCUUUACCUUCCUGAAACCCUGGUGUGUGUGCCUCAAAUAAUUCAUCCGCUGGCCAAAACAUCAAUGGCAAGAAGCCCAGAGGCAGGAAAGAAAGAAUUGCCUGAUCCAGACACCUCUCUGUCUCACAGACUUCAAUAUUUGAAACAGCAGAUAAGGGCCAACAAAGAAGAAGAAAUGGCUUGUGAAAUCCACCUGUCUACAUUGUUAGAUGUGACAAAUAUGUGAUCCUGCUUAACCCAAACCUGUAAGAAAGUCCGCAAUGUGUUCCAAAGAGAGAUGAAUCAUCUGGAUCAAAAUUGAUUUGAAAAGCAAGAAAGACUUCUUGAAGUUUUUUGUGACUCCAUUUGAUAAUCCUUUUUUUGCUAAUAUCUUAUAUUAACUGCUCCCUGGUGUUGAAUUUUGUUCUAUGAUUUUGGCGACUUUCCUGUCUGCACUUGCUUGGGAGUAAAAUCUAUUGAACUCAGUAGUAUUCCUUUCAAUUGAGUCUGUAGAAUUGUUUUUGUACUGAAUUCUACAACUUUGAAAGAGUCCGUAGCUGUAAUUAUGCAAUAAAAUUGGGGAAAAAGCUUGUUCCCUGUAUUAUCUCAGGG
Messenger RNA from Anolis sagrei ordinatus, 6371 nucleotides. RefSeq names its product minichromosome maintenance complex component 3 associated protein (gene MCM3AP). Gene Ontology annotation, biological process: mRNA export from nucleus. The record is from RefSeq and is a predicted model, not a curated record. Gene Ontology annotation, cellular component: cytoplasm; transcription export complex 2; nucleus. Lineage: Eukaryota; Metazoa; Chordata; Lepidosauria; Squamata; Anolidae.